ACCUGUCGCUUGUGGCGCGGCAAGUUGUAAGGCUCCGGAUACAGCGCUUCAGAGAGACUCUGGCUCCGUCUCUGCCUUUGACCGGUCGAGCAGGCGCAAGCGCAGGGGCUCAGCGCCAAAUGUGACACCAAUCACACUACCUUCCGGCCCCCAAUCGCCGUGAUGCGCCUCUUCGUCCCGCCCACCUUGGAUGCUCCGCCGCUCUCGUAUACACCACGGCUCCCACAACAACCUAGGCCUCCCACAGUUUAAGCACCAUCCUGUUGGGUUCGUGAACGGCCCGUCUCGCAAGACCCAUUAUUCCGACCGUUAAUUCCAAUCCUCCACGCAGACAUGAGUGGGGGCAACACCAAUACCACCAUCUCCCAUCCGGGCAACGACUGGCAGGUGCUAUGGGGCAACGGGAACGGCUGGAAGAACUUUCAACUCGACAUCGUCGGUUUCCUUGCCAUCCUUGGCGAGAGUGCCGUCACCGCCAAUGCCCAAGUGUCCGCUCUGUCACGACUCUUCUACCUCCCGCGGUUGCUCCCAGCUCCACAGGCACUGCUUCCGCCCUCGCGACCCACCGAGCUGCCCACGGAGAAAGCGUGGGUGACUGGAGUGUUUAAUGGAAAUAACAAGGAGCACCUCCAUCACAUUGCCAAUAUCUUGCUCGGCGAAGAGCGCCUCCCCAAAUACUCGGUGAGAUGCAUCAAAAUCACCAAGAAGGACCCGAAGGGAGUGAACGCCUCCGACGUCUAUUUCCGCGGCCUUCGUUCCACUUCAUCCAUGAAGGAAGCGGAUGGUGAACUGCAGCCAUCGCCAGUCAAGGCCCGCGCCACUGGUCCCCUCACCUGGGUGACGCUGAUAGGAUUCUUUCUAUCCGUGGCCUUGUUCGUCAUCUCCAUUGUAUGGGGCGAUGGCUUCUCUCUCAUCGCCACCAUCCUCCUAUCCUUCCUGUCCACCUUGAUCGGCUUCGCCAACAAAUGGGAGCUGGCAUUUUCCAAAGUCGCCUCCGAGGCUUUGCUUGACGGUGAUGUCGUUGUUCGAUAUCCAAUUGGCAGUUUCAUUGUCGUCAAGUGCAACGAAGAAGUCGCUCGCGAGCUCUUCUUCGCGCCCGAGGAAAUACAGUACCACAUCAGCCACCCGGUCGCCUCGCGCCUGAUUUCACUCGUCGGCACCCUCAUCCUAAUGCUUGGAAUCAUCUUCCUCGCCAACGCAAAGCUGGAGCUCCAAUUCGCCUGGGCAGGCGCCUACAUCAUCAUCAACGCCGCGCAUUGGGUCGCUGCCGCCGUCCCACCCGGCUCCCACUGGGACCUCUCGUGCUACGAAGUGCGAGAAGAAGGCGUGCUCGGCGGCCCCGACAACGCCAACUUCACCGCCGCGCUCUGGAAAGCCAUCGUGCUGACGAAGAGCGUCGACUGGGUGCAACUCAACAAGGCCGCGCCCGUGCACAAGGCCUGGAACGAUUGGCUGAAGGAGGCGGAGAGGGAGGCCAAAGCCGCCCAAUUCCAUCUUGCUCCGCUCGUCAACCCAAAUCCCGCCUGGCCGCACCCGGGCGCUGAGGAUAAGGCGGGUUCGGUGGUGUGGAAUGUUCCUCCGUGGGACGCCAAGGCGCGCUGGAAUGAGAUCCAGCAGGGGCUGAGUGCCGCCAAAGAGGAGAAGGGAGCGGUGGCUGUAGGAGCGGUCGCCGUGGAGAAGCGAGAUUGAUUUGAGCUCUAGUUGUGUCAGCGUUCGUGCUUUUUGACUAAUGAAGGAGCCGACCAGGGCACUGGGGUUUUAAUAGCGUUACAGGCGGGCGGUGUUUGGUGUUGCACGGCCAUCCGCCGUUCUGACGGGGAUUCUUGACUGGCAUAUGU
Messenger RNA from Neohortaea acidophila, 1838 nucleotides. RefSeq lists its product as uncharacterized. The coding region runs from base 334 to 1689 and encodes 451 amino acids. The record is from RefSeq and is a predicted model, not a curated record. Lineage: Eukaryota; Fungi; Ascomycota; Dothideomycetes; Mycosphaerellales; Teratosphaeriaceae. The transcript has 2 exons.